Molecule: messenger RNA, 1491 nt
Organism: Sphenostylis stenocarpa
Lineage: Eukaryota; Viridiplantae; Streptophyta; Magnoliopsida; Fabales; Fabaceae
Source: the annotation of a GenBank genome assembly
AUGUUCAAGAAGAUCAUGAAAGGUGGGCACAAGAAGCCCUCCAAGUCCGAGGCAAGCGAUCCCUUGCCUGCGCCGUACGUCGCUGCCAACCGCAACUCGCCGGCGGCGCCCUCGGCCAAUGUCAUGGUGAACCACGCCUCGCGCGGAGUCGGAGGCGGCGCGCCUCCUAGCUCUGGCACCGCGAUGCCGCUCGUGCCGACCCCCGGGUCUAUGGAGCCUGUGCCGCCGUUCCGCGACGCGCCAGUAUCGGAGCGUCAGAACCUCUUCCUCCGGAAGCUCCACAUGUGCUGCUACGUCCUCGACUUUUCUGACACGAUGAAGAAUGUUAGAGAGAAGGAAAUCAAGCGCCAAGCGCUGAUGGACCUCGUCGAGUUCAUCCAAUCCGGCUCCAGCAAGAUGUCGGAGCAUUGCCAGGAGGAGAUGAUCAGAAUGAUCUCCGUCAACAUUUUCCGGUGCCUCCCACCAGCGUCGCACGAGAACACAGGCCAAGAACCCACGGAUCCUGAAGAAGAGGAACCAAGCUUGGAUCCGACGUGGCCUCACCUUCAGCUCGUGUACGAGCUUCUCCUUAGAUACGUGGUUUCCGCCGAAACCGAUACGAAAAUUGCUAAACGGUAUAUUGACCACUCCUUUGUUCUCAAAUUGCUUGAUUUGUUUGACUCUGAAGACCCGCGGGAGAGGGAGUAUUUGAAAACCAUACUGCAUCGUAUAUACGGGAAAUUCAUGGUGCAUAGGCCGUUUAUUAGAAAGGCUAUUAACAACAUUUUUUAUCGGUUCAUAUAUGAGACUGAGCGGCACUCUGGUAUUGGGGAGCUUCUGGAGAUUCUUGGGAGCAUUAUUAAUGGGUUUGCACUGCCCAUGAAAGAGGAGCAUAAGUUGUUUCUGGUGAGGGCGCUUCUGCCUCUGCAUAAGCCGAAAUCGGUGUCCAUGUACCACCAGCAGUUGUCUUACUGCAUUACUCAGUUUGUGGAGAAGGAUUUCAAGCUGGCGGAUACGGUGAUUAGGGGGUUGUUGAAGUAUUGGCCUCUCACCAAUUGCCAGAAGGAGGUUCUCUUCCUUGGAGAACUGGAGGAAGUGCUGGAGGCCACGCAGGCCGCCGAAUUUCAAAAAUGCAUGGUUCCACUUUUUAGACAGAUUUCACGCUGCCUCAAUAGUUCUCACUUUCAGGUUGCAGAACGAACCCUCUUUUUGUGGAACAAUGAACAUGUUGUGAGCUUAAUUGCCCAAAACAGGACUGUGAUACUACCAAUAAUAUUUGAUGCUUUUGAGAAGAACAUCUCGAGUCAUUGGAAUCAGGCAGUACAUGGACUGACCGUGAAUGUUCGCAAAAUGUUCAUGGAAAUGGAUACAGAAUUGUUUGAAGAGUGCGAGCGACAGCACGCAGAGAAUGAGAGUAAGGCCAAAGAUGUAGCAGAGCUGCGGGAACUUAAUUGGAAAAGACUGGCAGAUGCGGCUGCACAGAACGGAGUGGAGGACAUGGUCACAACUUAG